UGACAAGAAAACCUUCGCUGCCGAAUCAGUCUCAAUUUUCGAUGAACGCCGACGCAUACCUGAAGAAAUACGGCUGGAGAGGCACUGGGCACUCUCUGGAUCGCACGGAUCGUGGCAUCACAAAACCCUUAUUGAUCUCCCACAAGCAGGACCAGUUGGGUCUGGGGAAGCAGAAGGCCGCUCACAGCGUAUCUGAUCAGUGGUGGAUGCGAGCAUUUGACGAGAGUCUGCAGAACAUUGGCACCGGCAAAGAGAGCACCCUAAACCAAGUGCGCAAAGUGGGCAUCAGUCGAGGCGGACUAUACAGUUUCUUCGUGAAGGGAGAAGGCUUGACAGGCACCAUCGAGGACCCGAAUUCCGCUGCCGAAUCCUCCCAAUCUGCUUCAUCUGCGUCGCAGUCCGGAGCAAGCACACCAGCUACCUCCGCCUCCGAGUCCGCAGCAGCAGCAGCAGCAGCCAGCGACAGCUCCUCCGACUCCGAGUCAUCCUCCGACAGCGAGAGCGACGUCGCUCCGGAACCCCCCGUAAAGAGCUCCAAAAAGCGCAAGCGAGCGCAGAAGGAAGAGUCCGACGAUGUGGAGAAGAGGCAGAGAUUAGAAAAGCCAAAGGAUGGCGGCGACGUAGAGGCGACGGAGGCGACGGGUGUAGAACGCUUCGCUAGUGGAGGACAACGAACAAAAAUCCAUGCCGUAGUCAAGCGCAUCAACCGUGAGAUGAAGGCGAAGAUAAAGGCCCGGGCGAAAGCAGGCGAGUUCGAGGACGUCCCGUCCGCCAAAUCAGGCAGGCCGAAGAAGGUCAAGAUGGAACAGCAGACACGAAAGCGCGAAGCGCAGAAGUUGCUGAAGAAAGAAAUGAUCGCGGACGCUAUGCUCAGGGGCGACCUGCCGACACUCAAGAAGUAUAGAUCGCGAGAGGACGCCUUGAAAAGCUGCGAACGGGACCUCAAGUUGAUCCUGAAGGCUGGGAAACUAAAGGACAAGGGGAAGAAGAACAAGGACAAGAAAGCUAGCGGUCCUAAGCAAACCCAGACGUUGGAGAAAAGCGACGACACCGCCGCCUCGGCCAAGAUCGCCAAAUUGUCUGAGAAGGAAAGAGCGCAAUACGAAGAGCGUGCUGCGAAGAAGGGCCAAACACUCGAGCAAUACGUCCUCCGUCGGAUCCAGAAGAAAGAGGAGCAGCGUUCAGGCUCGACCUCAAGCGCAGGCUCAGGUACCGACCAACCCGCCGCAAAGCCCGAAACCGGCGCUCUAUUCUUCACCGACCUCGAGGGCGACGCCAACAUCCUGUCUAAACUCCAACCAGGAAAUUCAAAGCACCAAUCGUUCAAGGAGAAACGACAGAGCACAGUAGAGAAGCGAGUGUCCAAGCGCGGCGACACGUCGGAGGCGAAAGAGAAGAAGUCGAAGGGGAAGGAUGUCGAGCGCAAGAAGUGGCUGCAGGAGCUAGCAUUGAGCGGCGAGACAGCUAUCUAGACAUUUCUCCUCAUCAUGUUUGCACAAAUCUACGAGACACAUUCAAGCAUUUCCGUUCUUUCUUUGUCAAGCAUAGCGUCACAUGGUAGAUAGCUAGAUCCACGAGGUAUCGUCUCUGCAAUACCCAUCCUAGAAAUACAACACAACAU
Messenger RNA from Aaosphaeria arxii CBS 175.79, 1621 nucleotides. RefSeq lists its product as uncharacterized. The record is from RefSeq and is a predicted model, not a curated record. Lineage: Eukaryota; Fungi; Ascomycota; Dothideomycetes; Pleosporales. The transcript is spliced from 2 exons. Bases 42 to 1472 code for a protein of 476 amino acids.